AUGAUUAGCUUUAAAAAAGGCUAUAAGAAUAAUUGCCCUCGUCAGGGCGAAUCACAACGUCUCCAGAUCCUUCAGUGGAAUACUGGAGGAAUGUCUCCGUACAAAAAGAUCCAAGUACAGAAAAUCCUACAAACCUAUGAUGUAGACAUUUUCACAAUUAUGGAAGCUAACAUUUUGGACGACAAACUGAAGUGCUACCAAUUCCUAGGUUACACCCUAUACAAUCUACCUAAAUACCGGCAAGUUGCAAGUGGAAUUCUAACUGGAGUAAAUGAAGGCCUCACCUCACACUACGACCUAAUCAAGAGUAUGGGCUUGACACAAGACAAAUGUGAAAUAAUCAGAUUAAAUGUUUGGAAAUGUCAAAACCAAUUCAAGAUAUAUGCAGUCUAUAAUCCACCUCAGAAUUGUCUAAACUUUGAAUUUCUGAUCAUCUCAACCAAAACUAUGGUAUUAGGAGACUUCAACGCCCAUUCCACCAGAUGGGGCUACAAGGUGUCCAAACAUUGA
Rodentolepis nana is the source of this 510-nucleotide messenger RNA. Lineage: Eukaryota; Metazoa; Platyhelminthes; Cestoda; Cyclophyllidea; Hymenolepididae. The record is from the annotation of a GenBank genome assembly.